This is a messenger RNA of Tetrapisispora phaffii CBS 4417, 1224 nucleotides long. RefSeq names its product type I HSP40 co-chaperone YDJ1 (gene YDJ1). Gene Ontology annotation, cellular component: cytosol; nucleus; cytoplasm. Bases 1 to 1224 code for a protein of 407 amino acids. The record is from RefSeq and is a predicted model, not a curated record. Lineage: Eukaryota; Fungi; Ascomycota; Saccharomycetes; Saccharomycetales; Saccharomycetaceae. The transcript has a single exon. Gene Ontology annotation, biological process: protein refolding; response to heat. Gene Ontology annotation, molecular function: ATP binding; Hsp70 protein binding.
AUGGUUAAAGAAACAAAAUUUUACGAUUUAUUAGGUGUUUCUCCAAAUGCUUCAGAAACUGAAAUUAAAAAGGGUUAUAGAAAACAAGCUUUGAAGUACCAUCCAGAUAAAAAUCCAAGUGAAGAGGCUGCUGAAAAGUUUAAAGAAUGCUCUGCUGCUUAUGAAGUUUUAUCCGAUUCACAAAAGAGAGAGGUGUAUGACCAAUAUGGUGAAGAAGGUUUAAACGGUGGCGGCGCUGGUGGUUUCCCAGGUGGUGGCUUUGGUUUCGGUGACGAUAUCUUUUCUCAAUUCUUUGGUGGUGCAGGUGCUCAAAGACCAUCGGGUCCACAAAGAGGUAGAGAUAUUAAGCAUGAAAUUCAAAACACUUUGGAAGAAUUAUAUAAAGGUAGAACUGCUAAACUAGCUCUAAACAAACAAAUCUUAUGUAAAACCUGUGAGGGUCGUGGUGGUAAGGCUGGCGCUGUCAAGAAGUGUACUAGUUGUAACGGUCAAGGUAUAAAAUUCGUCACCAGACAAAUGGGUCCAAUGAUUCAAAGAUUCCAAACUGAAUGUGAUGUUUGUCAUGGUUCCGGUGAUAUCAUUGAUCCAAAAGAUAGAUGUAAGGAUUGUAAAGGUAAGAAGAUUGCCAAUGAAAGAAAGGUAUUGGAAGUCCAUGUUGAACCAGGUAUGAGAGAAGGUCAAAAAAUUGUAUUCAAAGGUGAAGCUGACCAAGCUCCAGAUGUUAUUCCGGGUGAUGUCAUUUUCGUUGUUGUUGAAAAGCCACACAAGCACUUCAAGAGAGCCGGCGAUGAUUUAUUAUAUGAAGCUGAAAUUGAUUUAUUAACUGCCAUAGCAGGUGGUGAAUUUGCAAUCCAACAUGUUUCAGGUGAUUGGUUAAAGGUUUCCACUGUUCCAGGUGAAGUCAUCUCAUCGGGUAUGAAGAAGGUCAUCGAAGGUAAAGGUAUGCCAGUUCCAAAGUACGGUGGUUACGGUAAUUUAAUUGUUACUUUCAAAAUUAAAUUCCCAGAAAAUAAUUUUGCCACUGAGGAUAAAUUAAAGGAAUUAGAAAACAUUUUACCAGCUAGAACUCCAGUUUCUAUCCCAGCAAAGGCUUCCAUAGAUGAAUGUGUCUUAUCGGACUUUGACCCAACUAAAUACAGCAAAUCUAAGGGUAGAUCAGGUAGGAGUUACGAUUCUGAUGAAGAAGAACAACAUGGUGAAGGUGUUCAAUGUGCUUCUCAAUAG